CACUCAAUCACCUCGGAAUCUAGAUCGCCCCAGGAUAAGGAUGGCAAUUUCCUCCGCGACCCGCGGAGGUUCACGGAGAUACCCGCCACGGGGAUGGAGAUUCUCAGAAUAUUCCUACCCGUGGGGCGGGGAUGGAGCCCUUGGCCCUUGCUGCCCUGCAAGUCUGCAACUCACAGCUCACCUCCAGUUGAGCUCCAAGGCUGCUGUUGGGUCGUCUCAGCCAGCCUCUCACCGUGGCACCCUACCAUCAGCUCGUCACUGCAAGUCAGCACCGCUCACCUCCAGCUCCUCCAAGGCUGAGUCGUCCUCUUUCUCUUUUGGUUGUCGUGUGGCUUCCUCCUCUGCAGCUCUGCCUCACUAUUUGUGUACUUCUGUUGAUAUUGCCAAAUCUGCUGGUCAAGAAGCAGCAGAAACCAUAACCCAAGUAUCUGAUAGUGUAAUUCCGGCCUUCAAGUCUGCUGCUCAGGAGCUUUUGAAAAAUUCUGGACUAUCAGCUGAAGAUCUACUUGCAAAAGCUCUUGCCAAGGCUGCAGGUUACACUGAAAUAAAGAGUAGAUCACUUCUUACAUCCAUGGAAGACCAUGUUACAUUACUCCUUGAAGCUGGAAAACCCAUCUAUACGCCAUCAUUUGCAUAUGGUGUAUUGAGGAGAUUCUUGCCUGAGGAAAAGGUUGAGUCAGUGAAGGAGGGUGUGGGCGCUUUAGCCUUACUUUGCUUGCUUGCUAGCGAAGUAGAAGUUCUACAUGUUCUGCUCUUAAGCUGAUGGGCAACACUCUUUCUCUCACCCAAAACUUACCUCCUGGGAGGGGCAGCUUCUUCGUCUCUUUCUACAAUGUCAUGAGAAAAACAAGAGAACAUGAAGCAUUCUUCGGCACUAAUCCAAUCGAGCCAAAAUCUUGGAUGGAAGAAGAACCAAAGUUUAAGGUAAAAGGGGAAAAGAAGAAGAAGAAAUAAGAGAGUAUAUUUACC
Molecule: messenger RNA, 969 nt
Organism: Rubroshorea leprosula
Lineage: Eukaryota; Viridiplantae; Streptophyta; Magnoliopsida; Malvales; Dipterocarpaceae
Source: the annotation of a GenBank genome assembly